This is a messenger RNA of Funneliformis mosseae, 471 nucleotides long. Lineage: Eukaryota; Fungi; Glomeromycota; Glomeromycetes; Glomerales; Glomeraceae. The record is from the annotation of a GenBank genome assembly.
AUGAAUCCUAAUAUUCAAAACCGAAAUACUAUAAAAGAAAAAUCAGCUAAUAAUUUUAAUACCACAAAUACGAACAACGCCACGGAAACAGAGCAAUUCAAUGAGAAGACCUAUUCCUCUCAAGAAAAUGUAAUAAACGAAAAACAAGAGUUGUAUCAACAACAAGAACCUCAACAUCUUCAACAUGAAGAAAAUCAUCAUUUUGCAAAUAAUCAAUUUGUACUUGAUCGUCCCGUAACCGUUAGUGAUGUUCUCGAAGGAAAAAUAAUGCUUCCAUCUCCUAUCAAAAGAACAAAUAAACCUGUUAUCCUUGAAAAUAAUAAUAAAGGUUCAAGUGAAAUAAAAGUCAGGAAUGAAAAAAGAAAGUUGUCAACUACAGAUUCUAUGCAAGAAUUCCUUGAAAUUCCUGAUUAUGUUCCAGGAGAUUUUGAGAGAGAGAAAGAAGAACAAAAUCAUGAACAAUCUAGUUAA